CCACUAUGUCACAAGAUGCUUCACAUAGUAACUCGGGCCCAAAAAUCAACCACAAACAUCAAAAGCAGUUUAAUAAGUGCAACAGCAAAGAAUCUGUUAUCACAGAGAAGGCUGUUGAUGCAGUGAUGCAAGAUGAAGACGAACAGGAAGAAAGCAAGAGCCAAGAAAUUUCUCAGAGUAGUGUCAGCUCUGAAAAGAAAGAUGGAUCUGAAGGACUUAAUGUUAGAGAGGAAGAAGAAGAGUCUAAUGAAGAAGAUGAUGACAGUCAUGAUAUCAUUGUGGCCGAGGAGAAAAUAAGUCACAGACAAGCUAAGGACGAAGAAGAGGAUGAGGAAAGCACAGAUGGAGAUGAGGAAGCAGGUUUUGAUGAUGAAGCACAGGGAGGCAAUGAAGAAGGGAGUGAGAAAAUGACGGGAAAGAGAGAUGGGACUGAACGCAGUCAUAGAGAAGAGCCAGAAAGGGAAGGCGAUGUUCCAGAUGACAUUCCAGAUUGUGGAGAUGGAGGAGAAACAACGGAGGAAGAGGAGGGAGACAAUAGUUUCCAAAAUACAAAGGAGGCUAGAAAGACUCAAGAAACUGUAGAAGAUGAAAAAGAUAUUCACAAAAGCCUCGAGGAGUCUGAAGAGGAAGAGGUUUACAAUCGAGAAACAGAAGAUGAUGAAGAAGAAGAAGAUGACGAGGUUGUGGUUGAGAAAGCAUACCCCUGGUCACGAGACCCUUUUGAUGAUCAUACAAAAUGCCCUGAGGAUGAUGAGGAUGAUAUUGAAAGUCUUCUCAACCCUGUCAACUCCCAAACACAGCAGGAGGAUGAUAUGAAGGAGACAGACCAAUCAAAUGAUCAACCCUCUGAUUUAGAGGAGGAAAAUCUACCACAGAAGAGUCAUCCUGCAGCCACAAAUGAGAUCGUGGAGUCUGAUGAUGAGUUUGACCACUUCUAUGAUUAAACCAGAAACUACAACAGAAAGAUGGGAGACAGAAAAAGAACAGAACAGAAAGAGAAAACCAACAAUGGAUGAAUACGCUGAACAGAAGCUGCAAUAACUCAAUGCUUUCAGAAAAUGAGCAAGGUGCACACCCUAAACAGCAGCUUCAGACCAGCCAGAGAGCCACAAGGCCGAGCAAUGAAUAGAGGAAUCACAUUACAAAGGGAUGAAAGAGGAAAGAAAGGGAUAAAUAGAUGCUGGGUGUCCCUCAUCUUUUUUUGUUAUUUGCUGGUAGCUUAUCUGACUGUCCUGAAAGAACCGCACCACUGUCACUCUGCAAACACAGGUGGAUCCAGAGACGAAGAGAGAAUAAUAGAGGAGAUGAAUAGUGGAUGACGUUAAACGAGAGAAGCCAAGUUAUAGAUUUUAUUCUAAGUGCAUAGCUGGAAUGCUAUCACAUUUCUAAAACAGAAAAGUGUUUCUUUAAUCUAAAUCUAUGUCCUAAAAGGAAUCAAAGUGUUUGCCCUGAGUUCUUUGGAAUUAAUUUAAAUGUAGCAAGAAUUUGAACGCUUUCUCAUUCAGAUAGGGAGCGUGGCCUGAAGCGAGGGGGGUUAGUGAAGUUUCGGGGGAAGUGGGAAGGAGUGCAGGCCUGUCACUGCCUCUGACUGAUGGCUAUUUGAACAGGCAUAUUUACCCGGGCCCUUGUGAAAGGAGACGGAGGGACACUAACGGAGACGCGCAGGCACAGACAGGCAAUAAAAAGCUGGCCACUGUGUAAACAACAUGGCCUAGUCUGUUCGGCCGCUGCCAUGCCAACAGGGCAGCUUCCACUCUCCAGCCAAUCACAUGCCAGCUUUUUGACAAGCGGAACAAAACCCCCAUGAGACGUUUUAAGCAGCCAUCGAAAAAAAUGCUUAUAAAAUAAAAUAUUUCCUUCUGCGUUUGGGUUGUUGAUACGGUUUGGAUGUCCUGCAGAAUGACAUGCUGUACUGUUUCAAACAGCAUUUUGUAAUUCUUUUAGAAUUGUUGCGCAUGCAAUUUAGUUCUUUUAAAAUUUGUCACAACUCAGGAUCAUUUAAAAUUAACUAAAUAUACACAAAUACAUUUACACAGAAUUUAAUUACAUUUAUCAUUUGACAAACUUUUUCACCAACAAUCACCUGGCAGCAGAUCCCUUCCUCCUGCCCCUACCCCCUCACAGUCUGGAUCCACAGCUGGGCUACUGAUGACCUGCAGACAGCAUCUUCACACCCUACAAAUCCACAUUCACACCCUUGUAAUGCUAAGAACUGAAUACACACAUAGCCAGACUUUCAGAUAUUUAGAAAGUCACGUCACAGUCAUCCAUCAUAUCAACAUACAGCCGAAUCUGUUGAUGGGCCGACUUCUAAAGAAGACAAUAAUCUGUGCAGGAACAGAUCAUAGCCCAGAAAGCUCAUGGAGUCCUGACGUCUCGCCCUCUGUCUGAAUCUCGGACACACACUGAGGGGUCUGUGGCUUCUGCUCAGAUCGCUGUGGGUGUCCCUGUGUCCCAUUGUUGAGAAGACACUGCUUUGGGGAGGUCCACCAUUAAGACAGUGUCUUCCUAUUGUUCUCAUACACUCAAACACAAUCCUGCUUACCCAAGAAUCAAAGGUUAGGCUAGCAUUCAGCCCAUGAGACACCACACCAACCACACUAAACAGUCA
Carassius auratus (goldfish) is the source of this 2611-nucleotide messenger RNA. Its product is annotated as glutamic acid-rich protein-like. The record is from RefSeq and is a predicted model, not a curated record. The coding region runs from base 6 to 944 and encodes 312 amino acids. NCBI's taxonomy places the organism in Eukaryota, Metazoa, Chordata, Actinopteri, Cypriniformes, Cyprinidae. The transcript has 4 exons.